GUAAAAACAAAAUGGCGGACGACGGCGUAAUUUAGCCUGCAUAGGACAUAUGUAGUUUAUUUAACAUGAGGAAUUUCAUUUUUGUGGGAUUUGUUUUCCAAUUUUGCAUCUGCAAGCCAGGAACUGCUUUGUAUUCUUUAGAAGAACUGAAAAUCUACAAUUUCUUUUUUGAGCCGUAUGGAAUAAUUUUUCGAAGCGAUCUCAUCUUGAAUACUUCACCAGACUCUAGCAACUGUACAGAUCAAGAAGAGGCCUAUGACAACUGCAGAAUGAAUGUUUUGAGUCUGCACGAUGAGGAGCUUCAGAAUUUGUCAAACAUAUGUCCCAGAAGCAGUUAUAAUUGUUUCCAUAAUUACACAAUGAAUUUACACCCUAAAUUCAGAACAUGGCUUGGGAAAGUGCAGACUACAAUGGAAAAUUGGUGCAAAAAUCACUGUUGGAAAACUAUGCAGCUUAUCACUAAGAAGUGCAUCUUGACAGAAAAAUCAAUGAUAAAGGUAAUACAGUGGCAAUAAUUUAUGUUAUAGUCGGCUGAGACUAAGGAAGUAGGAAAUAUCUGCAUUUGAGCUACGUACGCCUCUUUUGACCACAUGAGAGUAUCAUGGUUGUCACAGAUCAGGAGUUGAAAUGAAAUAUGGAAAUUGUAGCACCAUUUAUCCAAUAAGACAGACGGCUAGAAUAGGUGAAAAUUUUAAAGAUUUUUCUUGUUUAUCUUACACACUCUUUUUGAAUUUCUCAGAAGGUUAUCAGUUUUAAAUAUCAGUUUGUUGGGCAAUAAUGUUUUGUGGCUUCGUCAUACCUAAACAUUUGCUGAUUUGUUUGUAUCUUGCAUAGGAGGAUGACCAAAAGUACAUCCUGUUUGUGAAUGAAUUUCUCAAGUCUCUCUGUCAGCAGGAUGGAAAUUCUUCAUGUGCUAAUAACUUCAUUAAUGGGCUACUGAAGAAUGAAACAGGAAGUUCACUCCAGGUAACACAGAUUUAAAUAAUUUUCCCUUAAAAAAUUAUGAACACUCACUUUACUUGUCUGCUAUUUCAGAUACAGUGAAUCUAAGAAAGUGUAGACAACUAAAAUAGUAGACAAAUUUGAGAUAAAUAUUCCAGUUGAAAAUGGGAUUUAAUGUCCAGUUUAAGUGCUUGUAGAAAGUUACACUGUAAUUCAAUGUUUUUUUAUCAAAUUUUAAAACUACUGGUAUUCAGAUUUCUUCAGCAAGCAAAAUCUUUUAUAAACUUCUUCAGAAAGGUUUGAAUAUUUUACACAUAUUCUCUGAUACAUUUAUACACUAAUAUAAUGUAGGCUUGUCCAUGCACUCAAAUGUUGUUGUUGUUGUAAGCAUUAAUAAACAACAAACUAUUGCCUUUUCAACUUCUACUCUUGUUUCCUGCCCUCCCACUGUCCUUUCUCUCCCUUCCUUGUUCUCCUGGGCUGUGGCCCCUUUAUCCCCCUCCACCAACAAGUAAAUAGUCAAACAUUCUUCAGUGCCAGUUGUUUCAAAUGGAAUUAAAAAUGAAUCCUGGAAUAUCUACAAGAUGUAGAUGUUGCCUUGACAAUUAAACUUUGACUACUGGGAGUUGUUUACAAAGAAAUGUGCCAAUAGUUCACUGAGGUUUACACUUGCAAUGACAUGUGAUGAUCAUAAUUAUAACUUUCACAUAUGUCUAACCAUAUUUUUUUUAGAUAUAUCAUAGGUAAAAAUACACAUUUAGUUUUUAUGAAUUGCUUUCUGGAAACUGAUAUCUUAUUUUGCUGCAUUUUCAAACAGAUUUGUAAUGUUCCCCAAAACUUGAAGGAAAAUAUGUGUUCAAGCCAGUGUCAUAAGGUACACUAUUUGCUGAUGAGUUCUGUUUAUGUUAGAGAAAAUAAAGUAUUGAAAUUUAGUUAUCUCCCUGAAUUUCUGUCAACUGAUGAGUAAUUUGGGUGUUAAAAUUAACAAACAUUAUUUUCCAUCUAGGAUGUGGGGAACUUUUAUAACACCCUUGGCUGCUGUGUUGGGUCAGUUUUGAACAUCAUGGAUUGCUACAGGUUGGUGUAGUUAUAUCACAAGUAUUAAUAUUAGUUGGAGUCAAUGUUAAGGUUAUGAGAGCCAGUAAGAUGAAAGAAUAAGUCAGUCUGCACUAAUUUGUUUUUACUAUUAACCCUCUGCACACAAGACUGCUGGAUUCUAAGACUAUGCUUUCUGCUUUGCUGACAUGCACAACCUCAACAUGGACUGUUUUUGAUGUGGAUGUUAACCAGCUACAUGUACAAAAUGUUGAAUUGCACUGGUUUUACAUUUUCAGUAAUAUACUUUUGUUGUUUAUUUAUAAUUGAAUCAUUUCUCUUCCACAGGUAUAUUUUUUUGUUGUUUUUACAUUUAUUCCAUUGUUAUCUAAAAUAAUUAUCAAUAAAAGUCUUAUUGAAAUUUUUGAACUGUUUACUUGCAGACUUUGUAGUUUGCCAAGGAUUUUACUUGGUGAAGUGAUUAUUGUGCAUAUCACUGACAAUAUUCUUCUUUACAGAAUCAAACCAAGGAGCAACAGUUAUGGGGUUUUUGUAAAAGAUGGGAAGAGGUGUAACUACAAAAUGCCACCAGCAUGCACAGCAAAUCCCAAGGUGAGAUUUUUUCUUUAGGGGUGCAAUUAAACCAUUUGUUAUGAUUUUAGGUCAUCAAAAUGGCAACUUUGGAAAAAAUGUUAGCUGGGAACUCUGAUAAUCAGAUUCUCAAAGUGUCCAAGUUGACAUUCUUUGUAUUGUUUUGCUUUAGUGCUCAUUAACACCUUCAGGAAAUCCCACCUCACCUCCGGCAAAAAAUUCAUUGGAAGGGAAGCAGAUUGCAGGUGUUGUUAUUGCUGUGCUGAUCUGUUCUGCUGGAGCUGCAAUUGUUGGAAACUACUUUUACAGGCGCAUGAAGAGAAGGCAAGCAAUUCGCUUUGAAGACUACGGCUACUCAAGACUCAAGAUGCUUGAGGAUGAUUUUUACCAUGAUGUUGAGGAUGAUGAUGAUGAAAACUCUGGAUUAGUUCAGAUGUAGCACUGCUGUUUCCCUGGCAGGAAACAUUCCUGAAAAUGCUUAUUUUAUAGAACGGAAUCAGAUGAAAGUCUAGAGGAUCCUAGAUAACUCAAGAGUAUCUUGACAUAAUAUGGUUCUAAUUGUGAAAUUUUGAUACAACCAAAACUUUUUUAAAAUAGAAAUGAUGGUUGUCAUGUUCUCCUGAACUUCACAGCUGCCAAAUCUUAAGAGAACAUAUCAAGUCCAUUAAUGAAAGUUAAAUUUUGUAUUUUUAUAAUUAGAAGGUAUUUAAAACCUAGCUAUAAAGAUUUACAUUAAUACCAGUAUUUCUACAUAUAGGAAGCAAAAUCCAAGGAAGUCCCUUUUGUUAAAUUAGAUUAUGUAUUGAAAUCCCAUGCAGAUAUUAAACCGAGAAACACAUAAGUAAGGCAGAAGAAAGUAACUAUUGAUCACCUGGUCAGCUUGUCUAUUUGGUUUAUGUGGAAUGUAAGUGACUUGAGGAAUAAAAUUUUGAUGAG
Molecule: messenger RNA, 3504 nt
Organism: Pocillopora meandrina
Lineage: Eukaryota; Metazoa; Cnidaria; Anthozoa; Scleractinia; Pocilloporidae
Source: the annotation of a GenBank genome assembly